UAAUUUGUUGAUCAGUUGACGUGAAUUCCUGCGAGAAGUAACAUCAUGCAAAUCUUUUUACUUACCUUGCUGAUUUUCGGGCUAACUGAUGCCUCGGUGAUAAGUUUGCCAUUAUCGUCGUCAAUUGAUGCGGAAAACGGAACAAUUGGCACAACUGCUGUUGAACUUGACGGAGAGACAUGUAAAAAGGCUGAAUGUAAUUUUGGGAAUUUAGUCGCAGAUUCUGUUCGAUACGGGUAUUUAGAGGAUCAUUCGACGGGCGAAAAUGUACUCGUUUUGUUACAAGGGAAGAAUUUUAAGGGAGUUAUUGAACAAGGAACUGAAUUGACGGAGAAGGAUUUGGCGAAUGGAUUUUCUAAACAAUCGGAUUUGGUGAUCAUUAAAGAGCUGAAAGGAAAACUCAUUAGAGAUGUUUUGGAAAAAAGUGUUGAAAAAUACACCCAAAAAGAUGGUUCUCCCGACUUUUUACAAGUCUCUGGCGGCUUUUUCGAAUUCGAUCUUUCUGUUGAAACAGGAAAACGCUUAACCUCCGCCCAACUCAUGUCAUUCGAAACCGAAUCUUCCAUCGAAAUCACAGACAAAGGAACUUAUAGUGUCAUCACAACCGAAGAUUUCUUCAAAACCAACUUCCAAAGUGAAAAAUCUGACUCUCUUGAAACCACAGACAUCGCAUCUCUCGAAAAGUACAUCGCCAAACACAAAAUUGUCUAUCCCGCGAUCGAUGAACGAAUCAUCCUGCACAACAUCGAAGCCGCUCCGGAAGGAAACAAUGCGUUAACGUUGCAAAAAUCCACAUUUUUGAUCGGGAUCAUGAUCCUGCUGCAAAAAUGCAUCCUGUCAUCUGCCUAAGCUAAUAAUGUCGCACUCUGUUAUUACCGUACUUUGUUCGGCAAAUUUGCAUCUUCCGGGCACGUGACGAACUUCGUUAGUUUUUCACUAAAAUAAAAAUUAAAUAACUAUAACAAAAAAACGGCGACUCCUCCUACUCUUUUGAUGUAGAUUUCCAGCACAGUAGCGUUUUCAUAUAGGAUGUCACAUCCUUGUUCGUUACUCGAUACCUUCACCUCUAAAUGCACCGUGAAAUUGGGACAUCCUAUAAAAUGCAUAUAAACAUCAUCAUCACAUCCAUUAAACUACAAUUCGUGGGUAUAGCAGAUGGUAAAUCUAUUU
Culicoides brevitarsis is the source of this 1170-nucleotide messenger RNA. Its product is annotated as protein 5NUC-like. The transcript has 3 exons. Lineage: Eukaryota; Metazoa; Arthropoda; Insecta; Diptera; Ceratopogonidae. The coding region runs from base 46 to 849 and encodes 267 amino acids. Gene Ontology annotation, molecular function: hydrolase activity. Gene Ontology annotation, biological process: nucleotide catabolic process. The record is from RefSeq and is a predicted model, not a curated record.